UGGCUCUGUGCUCUCCAGUCUGCUUUCCCUUUCCUUUCUGGCUCCUCUUGGGCCACACCAGGUAACAGAGGCUCAUACCAGAGGAAACUCAGGUCUUGGAUUUUAAUGUCAGUGAUGGAAAAAUAUGAGAAUGUUUCCUGGGUCCCCCAGCACGACCUGGAAGAUCCAUUCGAGAAAUACCUGAACAGCACCGAGGACUACCUGGCCUUUCUCUGUGGGCCCCGGCGCAGCCACCUCUCCCUCCCAAUAACUGUGGUGUAUGCGCUGAUUUUUGUGGUUGGGGUCACUGGGAAUCUCCUGGUGUGCCUGGUGAUUCUCCGGCACCAGAGUAUGAAGACACCCACCAACUACUACCUCUUCAGCUUGGCUGUCUCGGACCUCCUGGUCCUGCUCCUUGGGAUGCCCCUGGAAGUCUAUGAGAUGUGGCGUAACUACCCUUUCCUCUUUGGGCCCGUGGGCUGCUACUUCAAGACGGCCCUCUUUGAGACUGUGUGCUUCUCCUCCAUCCUCGGUGUCACCACGGUCAGCGUGGAGCGCUACGUGGCCGUCCGCCACCCUUUCCGCGCCAAGCUGGAGAGCACCAGGCGGAGGGCCCUCCGGGUGCUGGGCGUCGUCUGGGGUUUCUCUGUUCUCUUCUCUCUGCCCAACACCAGCAUCCACGGCAUCAAGUUCCACUACUUCCCCAAUGGGUCCUUGGUCCCGGGCUCCGCCACCUGUACGGUGAUCAAGCCCAUGUGGAUCUAUAAUCUCAUCAUCCAGGUCACCUCCUUCUUCUUCUACAUCCUCCCCAUGACUGCCAUCAGCAUCCUCUAUUACCUCAUGGGGCUCAGACUAAUGAAAGACCAAACCCUUGAAGCAGAAGAAGUAACUGCAAAUAUUCAAAGACCCUCCAGAAAAUCAGUCACCAAAAUGCUAUUCGUCUUGGUCUUAGUGUUUGCUAUCUGUUGGACCCCAUUCCACAUCGAUCGGCUCUUCUUCAGCUUUGUGGAGGAGUGGACCGAAUCCCUGGCUGCUGUGUUCAACCUCAUCCACGUGGUGUCAGGUGUCUUCUUCUACCUGAGCUCAGCUGUCAACCCCAUCAUCUAUAACUUACUCUCCCGCCGCUUCCGAACCGCGUUCCGGAAUGUGAUCGCUCCUUCCUGCAAGCAGUGGCACCCCCAGCAUCAUCCAUCAGGGCCCCCUGCCCAGCGGAACAUCUUCCUGACAGAAUGCCCCCUGGUGGAGCUGACUGAAGAGGCGAGUGCCCGGGUCCCCUGUCAGCUGCCCACCUGCAGCCCUCACCUCCCCGCAGCCCUCUGUCUCGGACAGGCACCGCGAAAGGAGCUUGCAAAGGCUUGACGUUCCUCUCUGCCUCCACCAAGGACAGCCCAAAAUUAUGCCUUCUCACAGAACACUAGGGAGGUGAAAUGGCUCUGAGAACUGCAUGUCCAUUGCCAGGUGUUGCCAAAAGACGAAUGUGAAAAGCACUGCUUAAAUCGGGAUCUAAAACCCAGAACCUCCCACUUCUAGUUCCCCUUCCUCUAUCCUAGCAGCCUGAAGCCCUUUCACUAGUUUAGGAAGAGAACAUGACAAGCUAAGCACGGCAGCUCUGCUGUGAGUGUUUUCCACUCUUGGGAAUGGUCGGCCCUGAGUCACCCACGCUCUGCAUCAAGCUGUCACUCUAACAACUAACAAUCCCUGUCAGCCACAGCAGGGAGACACGUAGGUGCGGCUUUCCUGUCUGUGAGCUGAAGGGUGCACGCCAGUGUGGCUCCCCGGCAAACCGUUCUCCCAGCUGCCUCCUCCACUGAUGCUGUUAUGUUGGGAUUCCUUGGAGUCCCGAAGCCUUUUACUUUAAGAGUCCUCCUGCUAGCAUGGAAACGCUCCUGGCAACGGUCACGCCCACCGUGCCCAUCCCCGAGGCAGUAUCAGUCAGUGCUCACCAGGAAUGAGGUCGGAUACAGGUUCUACUGGGAGGGGAAUGGGAUGAGGGAGCAGGUGGUGGUGGGAGUUCACGAGAGACAUAAACUGUACCAAAUGCAAACUCAGCUGGCUUCCUAAUUUGGUCUAGACUUGGAUGUCUACAUUCUAACUUCGUGAGUAGACAGAAGUGCGGUCUCCUGCUGUCUUGAUGAAAAGACAUGUCAGACGGUAACUCGUGGUCUCAAACCCCUGACUUUAGGCUGCUCGAUCCUACAUUACCUACGUAAUGCUCUCCACGUGUAUAAUAUGGGAAACGUACUGUCCU
Phyllostomus discolor (pale spear-nosed bat) is the source of this 2227-nucleotide messenger RNA. It is a transcript of the gene NMUR2, whose product is annotated as neuromedin U receptor 2. The transcript is spliced from 4 exons. Gene Ontology annotation, molecular function: neuromedin U receptor activity. The record is from RefSeq and is a predicted model, not a curated record. Lineage: Eukaryota; Metazoa; Chordata; Mammalia; Chiroptera; Phyllostomidae. Gene Ontology annotation, biological process: G protein-coupled receptor signaling pathway. Gene Ontology annotation, cellular component: plasma membrane. The coding region runs from base 106 to 1338 and encodes 410 amino acids.